Messenger RNA from Capsicum annuum, 1434 nucleotides. RefSeq names its product probable carboxylesterase 12. The transcript is spliced from 2 exons. The coding region runs from base 291 to 1226 and encodes 311 amino acids. Gene Ontology annotation, molecular function: hydrolase activity. Lineage: Eukaryota; Viridiplantae; Streptophyta; Magnoliopsida; Solanales; Solanaceae. The record is from RefSeq and is a predicted model, not a curated record.
AGGAUAGAGUCCCUGCCCACCGACCCUACAUUGCCCGUAGGCCAUAACCAUUUCUUUAAUUUUUUAUUUUUUAAAACAAAAUUAAAACAAUCAGCACUAGUUACACAUGGAAGUAGAUCCUUUGCCUAAUGAGUUGCAGAAAACUUACCAACUUGGCAGCUCUGUCAAAGAUAUAUGUGGACACUAGUGGUUUAUGUGUCUUUCGGUUCACUCAUUGAGUCCCCUUUAAAUCCCAGUAAUCUCUGGUCAUUACAGCAUCCCCGUAUUUACUACAACCUCAAUAUCAAAGAAUGGAUUCAACAAACCCAACAUCAGAAGUUGUUUAUGACAUCCCAGGGUUAUUUAAGGUGUACAAAGAUGGCCGUGUCGAAAGGUAUCGAAAACAUGAUUUUGCUGCUCCUUCCGAUAAUCCAACCACUGGUGUUCGAUCCAAAGAUGUUGUUAUUGUACCGGAGGAUAACGUAAUUGUACGCCUUUACCUUCCUAAAAUCACACAAAAUGAUGGGAAGUUUCCACUGCUCGUCUACUUCCAUGGUGGCGGGUUUGCCAUCGAAUCAGCUUUUUCUACUUACUAUGAUAGUUAUCUCCAUUCUUUAGCUGCAGAAACCAAUGUGCUUGCUGUAUCCGUCGAGUAUCGAUUAGCCCCAGAGCACAAAAUUCCUGCAUGUUAUGAUGAUUCGUCGUCUGUCAUGAAAUGGGUGUCUCAGCAUGCCAAUGGCGAGCUAGGAACUGAGCCAUGGCUGAAAAGUCAUGCCGACUUCUCUCGAGUUUUCUUGUCAGGUGAUAGCGCAGGAGCCAAUAUUGCACAUAACAUGAUGAUGCGAGCGAGUGCCGAUGAAGAUAAACUUGGAGUUGGAGAGAGGUUAAAACUAAUCGGAAUGGCAUUAAUUCAUCCCUAUUUUGGUAAAAAUAAGCCGGACCCAAUUUGGUCGUAUUGUUGCCCUGAUCCUAAAUCUGAUGACCCAAGAUACAAUCCAGCAGCACAACCGAAUUUGCUAUCGAAGCUUGUUUGCUCCAAAAUUCUGAUCUGCACUGGGGGCAACGAUUUUAUAAGGGACAGAGGAUGGGCGUACUACGAGGUACUGAAGAAAUGUGGAUGGAAAGGCCAAGUGGAGAUUAAGGAAAGUGAAGGAGAAGGACAUGUUUUCCAUUUGGUUAACCCAACUUGUGAGAAAGCUAAGGAAUUGAUGAAAUGGCUGGCCGAUUUCUUUCAGCAAUCAACCUGAAUUCCUGCUUGUAAUAUUUCAGUUGUUUCUCUUCACUGUUUUUUUAAUCAUCAAAUAAGUAGCUGUUUGGACAUGAAUUUGAAAUCAUCGAUUUGGACAGAGAUGAUUCCAAGCUGAAUUUUUUAUUAUUUGAACAUGUCCCUUGAAUUUUUAAAAUUGAAGUACUUUUUCUUAUAUAUAAAUAUGAACUUUCUCGUUUUUUUUUAAA